AUGAGUGGCAACUCAGAAGAUGUGGAAGGAGAGCAGCCGCAUCCCGCCAGAAACGAAACUCUCACACAUAUAUUGUACGCACAAGAAGCUGUCGGAGACGACAAAAAAGAUUCAGCCAUCAUUGACUUAAUCGUCGAUCAAUUCAAGCAAGAGAACAUUGGAAACAUCCUGGCCAAUCCAGCCAUUGCUUCAAUCGGUCCUUCAAGAAUCAAACAAGUGGUUCUCGGUCCAAAACACAUCGGAGUGUUGUUAGAUGACAACAAUGUCUGCAGAAUUUCAUACCAUCUUUUGCAAGUUCAAGUCGGAGAAGUAAAAGAAGCAGAAGCUUCCCGUGGUGAAUGCAGCAGACUACAAGAGGUUUAUUCCCGUGCGGCUCCCGGAGAAGUUGAAGUCAUUCCAUUGAGUGGUGGUUUGAGUUCGCUAAGAGCUGCCACUGGACAAGCCAAAUAUCGACGAGUUAUGCUGACUAAUCGAGCUUAUUAUCGUCUUCGUGGUGGGCUUAGUGACGCACGAAGUUACAUUUUAGGAGGACCGAGACCGCCUGCAGCAAACGUUCCAGACGAUCUCAUUAAUCAAGUCCAGCAAGUUUUACAAGGCAAAUCUAGAGAAGUGAUCAUUCGAGAACUUCAACGAACUGGACUCAAUGUUAAUGAAGCUGUCAACAAUCUACUCUCCAGAGAUGACGGCGAUGAUCAAGAUAUCGACCUCGGUGGAGAGCAUCUCAUUCCAGAAGAGUUGCUGCAAAUAUUGGAAGGAGGCGUGCCGCCAGGAGCAAAUAGUGGUGUUUCAUCGAUUGCUGAAAGUUUUCUGGAAAGAGAAGAACGUUUGCUCGAUUCAUUGUCAUCUCGUAGUGCCGAAUUACGUUAUCACUUCGGUGGUACAUCAAGCAAGAAACCGAAGAAUAAUGAGAAAGAAAAGAAAAAGAAAGAGCCAGAGACUAAUUGGAAGAAUUGUAUGCAAUUGGAAGACGGAGUAGAGUGGUGGUGUGGACAAGAUGGAUCAGGAAUCCCGGAGCAUGCAUUAAACGAUACACAGGUCGAUGAUCAGGAGAGAAAAGCAAGUCCUAUCGUAAGCAUCACAGCCACAAGCUAUCAGAUGUAUGUUCUUCACAAAAACGGAAGACUUUAUUCGUGGGCUUGGGACGAUCCGGCUGGACAGACUUAUCCAAUGGCAAUUGUUAGAACCAAGGAACCAAGUUUUCCUGUUCAAGAAGCAAAGUUUCCUGAGAGCUCUUCAAUUGGAACUUUUCAAGAUCCCAUCGUUUUGAUGUCCUCCAGUAACUUGAGAAUAGCAAUUAUCUCAAGAAAAGGUUAUAUGGUAACCUGGUUGGAUGAUCACGGUGUAGGAGCACGGAUGUCGCUUGCUACGGAAACAAUUGCGAAAAUUCCCGAAGAGUCAAUGCUGAAAGUUCAAGAUUUAGUAACCAGUGAUCACCUGGCCGCUUUUCGAAUCGAUAGUGUCAUUCAUUGGUGUGGAAUCUUGCCUUUGAUGGAAAGCACGCGUUCGUAUGAAAAAGAUAAAGCUGAAAAAGACAAGAAGAAACAUGUAUCGUUCGGUGAAACAACGGUGACUACUGUUCCUACAACAUCGACCACCGAUUUCGCAGUUGGACAACAUGUUCAAAUGAAGAAAGCUCCGUUGUAUCCUGCUGGAAGUGUGGCUGCUCACAUUAACACUCCAAAUCCAAUGGUUCAUAAAGUCAAGAUGUUUCUAGUCAUAUUUGAUUUCUUUCAGAUCGGUGUUCUCCUGGAAGAUUGCUGGGCCGCCAAUGAACAGUGUCGUUUCCGCUGCAUGAAUCCAACUGAGUACGAUUUUGAAAUGGAAAUCGAUGGAUUCGUUAACUCCUUGAAGUCAUCUGCUCUUUCCACUGAAGCUUCUUCCAGCGAAUCUACUUCAGAAACUAAUCCAGAUUCGUCUGUGUCUCGGAAACGUCCGCUCACCGUUCAACAACCUGAAGUUCACACCAUUCCUCCAGCGGAAUUCGGAAGACGACGAGUAGAAGUUUGGCCAGUUGAAGACCUUGUCUGGAUUCACGAGCAUCGAAAAAGAGAUCUCAUGAGUGUUCAAGUGGUGGACAACAAUCUUUUGGCAGUCAAAUACUUGCCAAGUACCAACCAGACACCGAUCUUCCAAAGCAUUUUUAGUGAACGAUUGGAAAUGGAUGGAAUGCCACGUUCUGUUGAUCCUCUUCAGAGAAUCACAGAUUCUGAUAACAUGCGUUUGCUUCGGAAAGAAGAUUUGCAAAUCGUUGAUAAAUGCCCGCCACGGGCUCCAAUCAUCUUGCAGAAAGAACUUUCUAAGUUCGAUGUUGACUCAAAUCGUAUCAUUGUUUCAAUGGUCGCUGAUUUGAAUGAGCUCCGAGUUUUGGCCAGAAGCAAACACAUCGAACGAGGAAUGCAUAUGUAUCGAGUUAGCACAACGGGAAAAGUGAUAUCCAGAAGACGGGUCCCCGUUUUCUUACCGUCAGUUGAGCGUCCGAUUCCAGGAUCAACUACUCCGAAGUUGAUCACAUUUGGAGAUGUAUGUGUUAGUCUCGUAUCUCAAUUCAUGCUAUUUUUCCAGCCACGAACUCUGUUUCUUCGUGAUACUGCUGGUCAGCUGAUCCCACUUCAGCGUGAUGCUCUCAACGGGUUCCGGGAGCCACCAGCUAUGCACUCGCAGCCAAUUCUUCACAUUGCAACUUCCUGCAGGCCAACAUCUAAUAGUUUGUCAUCAUCAUCAGAGAAAAGUCUCCCAUGGCAAGGCUCGAUGCUUGUGAUUCCUGGUGUUAGCCGCCCAUGGCAUAAUACGUACAUCAAGGAUGGCUCUUCUCUGAUGCAAAUGGUUCUUUACUGUGAUUCUGAUGGUGUCAGUUUCUUCCUGGAUCGGCUGCAAGAGCUGAGAAUGAACAAUUCGAUCCCGCAAUACGAUUUCCGACAAAUUAUGAACGAACAAUUGUUCGCUGUUGGCUCUGAUUUAUGCUCGAACGUUCUUCAUGCUGCAAUCCGCUUGACAGGUGCUCAGAAGAACGCCGACGAUAGCGAUAAAGUAACACCUGAUUCAAAUUUCCCACCGCUGUUCCCAACGAAGAAUUCUGCACCACCGCCACCACCUCCACCUCAAGAUGUUGUGAUGGAAGAAGAUUCUACACAUGCACCAUCUACAGAUGACGCUGGUCCUUCAAAUGUCUCGGAAGAAGGAGGAGAAGAAGAAGAAGGAAGGUGGUCACGUGUUCUUAGAAGCAGACCCAAUAGACAAGGGCAAGUGACGCCGCACAAGAAACAAAAGAAGGAACGAAGAGCAAACUCUGAGGACAUGGAAGAUUCCGGGGAAAAUAUUUCUUUUUCUACUGGACGAUCGGAACACACUGGAAUGCCAUUUGGGUCCCCAAGACCACAAGAAGUUCGGCAGAAAUCAGCGAUGACAAUUGUGGAAACACUUCUGAAGCAUCCAGCAAUGUUUUACGACAAGGACGCGGGACAAGACGUUGAUUACAUGAACGAACCAGAUAGAUUGUCGGCUAUCAAAACACUUCUGCUCAGCCGUGACCUGAAUGGAAUGACCCCUUUCCAAUCUGCAAUCAACCAACGAGCAUACGGAGCUGCAUACACAAUCUGGAGAACAUUACUGCAACUGGACUUCAGAAGCAUGACAGAGGAACAGAAGCUGAAAUACAUAUUCCCUGGCUUUAGUGCGGAUGAAACUCAUAAUGCAGACGAUUCACCACUAUUCAUUCUUUGCUACAACGACGUUUGUUCGUUCACUUGGACAGGAGAAGACCAUAUCAACCAAGACAUUUAUGAAUGCAAAACAUGUGGAUUGACUGGAUCUUUGUGUUGUUGUUCGGAAUGUGCUCUUACUUGUCACCGAAAUCACGAUUGUCGACUGAAAAGGACAUCUCCAACUGCAUAUUGUGAUUGUUGGGAGAAGAGUAGUUGUAAGGCUCUCAUUAAUGGUAACGAAGCGAUGCGUGACUAUCUACUGAUGCAACUACUCAGCCACACCCGCCUUUACGAAUAUCCGAAUGCGCGAAACGAGCAUAUCAUGCUGUUUUUGGCUCGAACGGUUAUACGUCAGACACGCGAGCAGACAUUCUCUCAGAAACGCAGAAGUCGCUACCGUCACGUCCUACCUCCACAAUCAACGACUUCCGGAACUCCAGAGCACAAUUUGAAUCCGCCAAAGUUUGCGAAGCAAGCACUGGCUCAUUGUUGCGUUAAUCCAUAUGUGGUUGUAAAUUCGAUCAAGUUUGGAAGUAGCAAAAGAUCCGACUUCGCCACUCCCGCUGAGCUCCAUUUUGUUUUCCAAAACUCAGCUGCACACCUGGAUAAGCUAACAUUUGCCCUGUCGAACAAACAUCUUCAAGAAUACUCUAGAAAGUAUGUUGAAACGAUCCGAAAUCUACUUUCUGGUACGACAAAGCCGUUACAAUCGGACCCGGAUAUUGAGAUCUGGGCUUCCCGUUUUGUUCGUAGUCUGGUUCGAGUCCUCACAUUGGCAAUCAAUGUUUCUCCUUUGGCACCAAGCACGAUUCUAUCUCGUGAAGAUCCGGAAGGUCCUAAAGAAGCAAGAAGAGACGAGGAACGUAUUCGCCCGGGUACAUAUCAAACGUUUCAUGCUAUGGUACUCAGUAAAAAAGACAACACAAAGUUAUCCGAAAAGUCUGCAUCAUUCGUGGCAAUGGUCAACAGAAUUAUGAAUGUGUUCCAAAAGUUUCCCACAUUUGCUGUAGUCCAGUUAGCUAUCGCUGCUGAUGCGGUUUUCGAACCAGUUCGAGAUGGAAUGCUGAAACCAAUGGUUAAUCCGGCUUCAGCUGGAAGUACUAACGAUCCGUUGGACGUUCUUGAGAAAUACUUCGCCAGUGAUUUGUCGUUCGCUGAGGUGUUGAAAAAGUCGAAGAAGGAGGAAAAAUCAUAUGCAGCAGCAAAGUCAGAGUCCAAAAGAAUGCGGAGGACUAGUCGGCGGGAUACAGACCGUGAGAAUGGAUCUGAUAAUCGGGAGAGUAUGGAAGAUGAACGUUCCGCCGCUGGUGAUCGUGCAUCGGAAUCUCACGAUACAGCACGUGUUCGGAAUGAUUCUGUAGCUACUUCAACAGCAGUCGCAACUCCUCGCCGUCGACGUCUUCUAUCGGGAAAUACAACAAAUGAUACAAAUGAAGAUAAUGAGGAGAGAACUGGUCAACCGAGAGAAAUUGAGGUAGAAUCGAGCAGCUCAGAUGAGGAUAACGAUGAUGAAGAAGAUGUAGAUGAUGACGAUGAGGACGACGACGAGGACGAUGAUGACGACGAUGAUGAGGAUAGUGAGAGACCAGCGGAUGAGCGUCAAGGAGGAGAAGAUAGAGAUGACGAUGAAGCAGCUCAAAUGGACGAAAUUAGAAGAAGAGAAGAACAUAUUUCCCGUAUUGUUGAAGUGCCUGAACGAGACGAAGAAGGAGAAUGGAAUCCUUAUGACGCUGCCAGUCCAUCGCCUCGUCGUGGAGACUUCGACGACAACUCUUCUGAUUCACAAGAAGGUGGUCCACGUGAACCUGCAUUCGUAGUUGAGAAUGUUGAUCCACAGGCUGAAGGAGGUGACGCUGCAGUUGCCCCUGCUACUAUGUCGAGGCCACUGGCUGAGAACUCAACGAAUAGGUCUCGACAACGACGUAACUACGCGUACCACGAAAUUCAUCGUAGAGUUGCUGAUCCGUCUGGACAGCCGCGAAUCGAUAGAUACUAUCCUUAUCGUUUCCCACCGAGAAGCAGCUUCUUGAACAGUCGAAGAGAGGAAUCCUCCAAUUCUCAAGGCUCUUCAUCCACCACAGCAGCGAACUCCACUGGAGGAGCUCAAGACUCAGCUCCUGCUGCUUCAUCAACAGCUUCGACAUCCAAUUCGAGUAGUCAGAGUCGUCCGUCUGCUUCAACUGCUUCCGGCUCUAGUUCUUCUGCUACUGGAGGUGCUCAGGCCAAUCAGGAAUCUUCUCCAAGCUCCAAAAAGUCACCUGAACACACCGAUCAACCAACACUUGAAACAGCUCGCGAACAACUUGCACUGACAUUCAGUGUUCUUGUUCGAGCAGGAUGUGAUAUUCUUGAGAACAUGGUUCGACCAGGAAUGGCUAAUCGCGUACCACUGAAUGAAAAUGCAAAGCGUUCACAUUUGAAGGCAAAACAAGUAUUCGGUGAGAUUCUACACGAGACGUUCCGUUGGAUGGGAAGAGUUUUCGAAUCAACUGAAGCUAGAAUAAAUUUCAAUACGUCUUUCGAGAAAUCGCUGUUCCGUCCCGUUUCACCUAAUUGGGAUGAUAAAAGAGGACGGAAAGAAGCAAUGAACUACGUUCAUUCUUUAUUGCGAUUGGCUGUGGACGAUGCAAAGGAUGCUUUGGCUCAUGUUGAGGUUGAAAUGCUGUAUCCUGUUGCACUCGUAGCCGAUGCUUACUUCCAAUUUUUGAAUUGCAGUGUUGAGAAACCAAUUGAGCUCAAACAGAUCAUCGAUAACUAUGAAGACAGCCGUCGUCGUGAAUACCGAGAAAAGUGUGAACAGACUGAUCGUGAUUUGAUUAUUGGCUUUUUCAUGAGACCUGUGUCGUUGAGUUGGCCCGGACAUCUACACGACGGAGCCUGGGACACGAUCUCAGGACGUCAUAAUGUUCUACGAACAUUGAAGUUUGAAGAAGAGUGUCCAAUGAUUGGAGGACCCAAGAUUCUUACGAUGAGUUCGAAAGCUGAGGAAUUGUUCCGAGAACCAAAUUUGGAUGAUGCGAAGAGACAAACAUCAAGUUACUUGAAUGAUCCUAUCGAAGAGUACACCUACAAGAUUCUCGAUCGCCCAUUUGAAUAUCGGUGCCCAGGCACAAGUCUCGCAAUUGUUUCGCAUCGUCGUAGAAUGGAACAUGAUUUCAUCAAUUUCACUCGGGAAUUUUAUCAUGAAAAAGAGAUUCCUAAAAAUGAUCACAGGAAUUUCUUUACACAAGCCGAGAUAUUCCCUGGAUUCGUCGCUAAAAACGAGGACGCUGUUUCGAAAUUCAAGGAUAACCUUCUCACGCAUUCGUGUGAACGAGAGAAUCUGUUCUUCUCAAAAUGGCAGAAAACUUUGAAAGUAAUUGGAUCUCGCUUCUACGAUAGACUGACUGAAGCACUGGGAACCGACGUCGCUUUUGAGCAUUCUAUAAUGCUUCGAAGACUGGCUUCUUUUGAAACAAAGUACCAACUGUUCAACAAAGCAACAGAAAAGUACCGAACACAACACUCCAAUGUCAAAGAAAUUGUUUUGGACGUACGAAGAGAAUCCGCCAGUCUUUUCCGAGACACGAUGAUUCAACUCAGUGGAUUGUAUUCCAAGAGGAUGGCAUCAGUUCGUUUGGUAGAUACGCCGUUAGCUGGAACUCGACUCCGUGUUCAUUUCAUUGAUGAGCCAGGAGAGGGAACAGGUGUCACUCGUAGUUUCUAUACUGCAUUUGCUGAAUCCUGUAUGGAAGAAGUGGCUCCAUUCGAAACUGAUAUUGCGCAUGAGAAAGUGCUUCUCGCUCAAGCUGUUCAGAAGAACGACUGCGAAAACGGUAAGAGUUGUUCUUAUGAAACGACCAAAAUACGGGCCAAAUCCCGUCGAGAGCAAGCUCUCCGUUUAAAGACUCACAUUCAUCGCCUCAACACUUUCCAACUCGACUUGUCAGCUGCCCGAUUUGAUAUCAAAGGCAAAACCACAUGGGACAAAAUUCUGCCAGAUCGUUCGGCAGAGUCAACACCUGCCAUUCCAGCCUAUUGGAGUGAUCAUGAGGAAACACUCCAAAAAAUCUAUAACAUAAUAACUGAAUUCCAAAUCGAUGAAAAGUGCAUUGGGAGAGUGUUGGGAAUCAUGUGUCAACUUCCGUAUGAUGUUUUCCUGAGUGCCGUUCACAAUGAUGACACUUUGCGUAUUCAUAUUCAAAGAGUUUUGGCAGAAUUGCGUGCUGAUGGCGAAAUCGAUGAGAACGUACAAGUCGCCCGACCACCACAACCACGAAAUGAUGAAGAGCGGUAUGCAGCUGUAGCUGGAGCGGCGGAGUAUCAGAUGGAUAAACUGUUCGAGAAGGCACCAUAUGGAGAAUGUUACGUUCCGAAAAUUGGAAACGGUUCUACUUUGAGAAUCGCCGCGUUUAGAACUGUUGGUCGAAUCAUGGGAAUCUGCCUUUCCCAGGGAGAUAUCUUCCCGCUGAGAUUUGCUAGACAUGUUUAUUCUUUCAUUUUGAAACAACCAAUUUGUUGGCUUGAUCUUGGCUUCUACGAUCCAACACUUUUCAACAAUCUCCGUUCGCUUCUCCAAACGAAUUUCAAAGAACAACCCGAGCUGGACACUGAUUUCACCUACAACGAGGUGACAGCUGGCGAUAAAAGCACUGUUGUCUCUUUGAAACCAAACGGAGAAAACAUUAUGGUGAACCAGGAUAAUGUUGUGGAGUUUGUAUACAAAUACGCUGAACGAGUUCUUGUUGGAAAACGAAUUGCUGCUUUCGAAGCCAUGAGAGAAGGCAUUUUGGAUGUGAUUCCGGAGAAUAUGCUCAAUGGAUUGACACCGGAAGAUCUCAGAUUGAUUAUCUGUGGAAUCGAAUCGGUUUCCAUCAGUGUUCUACAAGCAAACACCUCUUUCCUUGAUGAGAGUCGUGCUUCUCAAGAAACACUGAACCGUUUCAAGCAAUGGUUCUGGCAAGUUAUUGAAUCAUUCACUCCACAAGAAAAGCAAGAUCUCGUGUUUUUCUGGACCGGCUCUCCAUCGCUUCCUGCAACCGGGAAAUGGCAAAGUUCUGCCAGUGUGAUGCUCCGCCCACAAGAAGACAUUUUCCUUCCAACUGCGAAUACCUGUAUCUCUCGUCUCUAUGUUCCAGUCUACUCAUCUAAGCGGAUGCUCCGUUCGAAGCUAUUGGUAGCUAUCAAAGCCAGGAACUUCGGAUUUGUCUGA
Caenorhabditis briggsae is the source of this 8892-nucleotide messenger RNA. The transcript has 20 exons. Bases 1 to 8892 code for a protein of 2963 amino acids. Gene Ontology annotation, molecular function: ubiquitin-protein transferase activity; zinc ion binding; ubiquitin binding. Gene Ontology annotation, biological process: DNA damage response; protein polyubiquitination; regulation of double-strand break repair. The record is from RefSeq and is a predicted model, not a curated record. Lineage: Eukaryota; Metazoa; Nematoda; Chromadorea; Rhabditida; Rhabditidae. Gene Ontology annotation, cellular component: nucleus.